AUGGCUACAACAAUCGAAGAUGAUGAAACACCAUUUUUAAGCUCAUCUUCACAACCGAUGGGUAUGUUUACAGGUGAUAUAAGUGGAACUGGAAAUCAAUCCAAUAAAAAUGAAUUAUCAACAUUGAAUGAACCAGUUUUAGACACAAUAAAACGUGAUCUUGGAGCUGUUCUUCGUAAAUUUGGAUAUGCAGUCAUUCCGCGUGAAUCAUCGACACUUUUACAGCAAUGGGAUUUAUGGGGACCACUUAUUUUAGUUACAAUAUUAGCGAUUCUUCUUCAAAGUAGUUCAACGAAAGCUAGUUCUGGUGUAGAAUUCGCUCAAGUAUUUACAUUAAUGUUAAUGGGAUCAAUAGCCGUCACGGUCAACUCUCAACUACUCGGCGGAAAAAUUUCCUUCUUUCAAUCUGUUUGUGUUCUUGGCUAUUGUCUAUUACCAUUAUUACUAGCAGCAAUAAUAAAUAAUACUCUUUUAUAUAUUUCAAGUAAAUCGGCAAUACCUGUUUUCCAUAUAAUACGAUUUUUAAUCGUAAUGGCUGCUUUUGGUUGGGCUAUGUAUGCUAGCACUCGUUUUCUUGGACAAACUCAACAGCCAAGCCGUCGACUACUUGUACUGUAUCCGAUAUUUUUAUUUUAUUUUCUCAUCGCGUGGCUUAUUAUUCUUCAUGCACACCCAAAAUAA
Messenger RNA from Rotaria socialis, 681 nucleotides. Lineage: Eukaryota; Metazoa; Rotifera; Eurotatoria; Philodinida; Philodinidae. The record is from the annotation of a GenBank genome assembly.